Molecule: messenger RNA, 3210 nt
Organism: Triticum aestivum (bread wheat)
Lineage: Eukaryota; Viridiplantae; Streptophyta; Magnoliopsida; Poales; Poaceae
Product: transcription factor GTE10
Exons: 3
Coding region: 1798-3054 (418 amino acids)
Source: RefSeq, a predicted model, not a curated record
UACAUGGAUAUUACUCUUCAUGAUUUAUACUCAGACAUCAAUGAUCAAUGAUUAAUGAUUUAUACUCCAGCAAUUCCAGGAAUGAUUUUAGGAUAUUGCUCUAGAUUAGGAGUUUUAAAUGGAGUACUCCAUCAGAUUAGGAUACUACUCUAGAUUAGUGUAGCCACUAUCUAACAAUUUUUUUCAGAACUGAAUUUCAGAGUACUCUAAAUGCUGUGUGCCCUAGCAUUUUUGUGUUCCCUGGCAUUUCUGUAGCAUUCAGUAGCAUGACAAUUUUAACAUGUUGAGAAAAUUUCAGUAACAUGAAUUUGAAAUUGAGUACUCAGUGUAAGGAUUAAAUGCACACAAUUUUGGUAUUAGCUUCCCAUUCAACAUUGCGGAAAUUUCAAAUAUGCUAAGUAUCAUUGCUAGUGGUUGGCUGACAAGAGAAGAGAAGACAGUUUAGUUGGCAUGGUUCAGACUAGUAAUUUGUGUUCAAGAAUCUUCCUGUUCUCCCAUUGUUACCAAGCAUGAUCUUGCUUGCAUUGCCGCCUUUGCUACAUGAAGCAAUAGGGUAGGUUCAGUUUCGCUGAAUUUUUGAAACUAUACAUCAUUUGCUGAAUUUUUGCUCUACAUCACUUGCUCCUUGUAAAUUAUUGCAUAUAUAAUUUUUGAAACUAUAGGUGAACCUCUUCAGCAAACAUAAAACAGUUAACUGAAACUGUCUAAAACAGUUAAGUCCACUUGAUGCUUAGCUAAUGCAGGCCAACAAAAUGAAAUGAACUACGAAUUUGUUCUCUGAAAUAGUACAUGCUUUCUCUAGACUGAGUUUCCUGCCUUUUCCAACUGAAACUCAGUCAGCCCUGGCUAAUAAUUAUCUUGCUCACUGACCCAACAACAUCUCAGACUUUGAAGACAUGAGCUGCGAAAUGAUAUAUGGUCAGGUGCCCCCACCAGUGGAAGAAGAUCCAGUGUCGAAACAACCCUGCUAUCCCAGCCUCUGUUCCAUAUCGACGCCCUCCGCUGCAAUAUGUCCCAAAAUUCAGAACUAGUCUUCUGCAAGCGCUCACAAGGGUUUUGAUACAAAAUUGUGCAUGGUGCCAUGGUAUCGGAUAGGCCAGAAUUUCAACAGGGACAAUAGAUAAUGCAUCGGGCAGGGGCGCCGGUACCUUUCACGAGUAGCAGAGCCGGAGUCGUCUGGACGAAGAAGUAGAAGAUCGGGGGCUGCCUGUACGAAGAUCGGGAGCUGCACCACCACUAACAGAAGCAGCAGAGUCAGAGGAAGACGGCAACAGCAGAAGAGGACGGAGUGGCGGAAUACAGCGCGCCGUCAGCCGUGGAGCCGCCGCCCGUCGAGGUGCGCGCAGGUAAGCAGGGGCGGCGCAAAUUGGCAGCCGCGGCUCAGGUGGGCCUUCGUCGCCGGCUGAACACCACGGUGGCUGGGGCGUGCGGUGCAGCGGCGAGGGAGGUGGAAGAAGCAGACGGUUGCUUCGAGUUGGAUUAGGAGCCGGGAAAGGAAAGAGUUGCAGUGUUGCCCGGCGAGGGUCUCAAACUCUCAAUUCAUGCUUAAUUAAGCUUUGGCGCGAAGCUUCAAAUGCACGCAAGCAAAUCCGAUUUUCUCACGGAUCACAUCACAUACGCAUCCACGGUUUGGAAUCGGCCUGAGCUCAUCAAUAAAAGGGAAGGCAGCCAACCUGCUGCCUUUGCCCUCGCCUCGCUCUGACUUCUCUUCUCGCACUUCCGAUCUUCCCCAUCGUCUCCUUCACCAAUCACCAGCCCUUACCCAGCGAAGCGACCGGCGUCCCCUGUUCCCUUCCCAUGGAGAUUGCCUACCCCUACGGCGGGGAGCUCACCAGGAAGCACGGCUCCGUGACAGGCCAGCCGUUUGCCGCCAAGAUCGACAUCAUGUCCGGCCAGAAGCGCGCGAGGGAGAUGCAGAUCCUUCGGCAGCGGUUCCAAGCAGAGCUCGUCGCCGUCCGUGGCCUCCUCCACAAGGCGGCCGCCGUGCUAAUUCCCGCCUCGUCCCCGUUGGCUCCCCGCGUUAAGGAGAGUCGUCCAGGGUUCUUGGCCGAGGAGCCGCCGGCCAAGAAGAGGAAGGCGUCUCCUCCCGUUCCUGUGAUCAAUCGCAAGAAGGCGCCAACGAAGAAGAAGAUGACGGCCUCUGAGAGGGAGAUGCUCGCGGAAGACCUGGAGCUGUUCGUUGCGGAAAUCCCCGAUCACAUCGUCCAGCUCUUGCAGAAGCACAGCUGCGCCACCCGCCCCGGCGAAAUCGAGAUGGACCUCCACGCGUUGGACGACGCUGCUGCUGUCGAGUUACAGGAGCAGGUUGACAAGUUCGCUCGAGAGAGGAGGUCGGCGAAUCCGUCGCCCCAAGAACGCCACCAAGACGGCCCUGAGGCGAUGAACGAAGAGGAGGACGAAGAAGUUGACAUCUGUGGCGGCGUCUCCCCCUUGGUGAUCGUGCCGCAACCUCUGCUGCAAGAACGCCACCAAGACGGCCCUGAGGUGAUGGCCGAAGAGGAAGAGGAGGAAGAAGUUGACAUCUGCGGUGGCGUCUCCCCAUUACCGAUCGUGCCGGCACCUCUGCUGCUCGUCGAAGAUGAAACAGCCAGCGGCAGCCCAAGCUCCAGCAGCAGCAGCAGCAGUUCAGAUACUGAUUCCAGCGACAGCGAUUCAGACACUGAUUCCGGCAGCAGCGACUCGGGUUCAGAGCACUCCGGCGGCAGUGACUCAGAUUCUGAUUCUGACGAGAUCGUCGACAGUCCAGCACCGGCCAUCACGCCUCCAACAUGUGAGCAGCUCGCCCGUGCUCUGGAAAGGCAGCGAAAGGAGGCCACGUCCCGGGCGAGGGAGAAGGCCCGUCAGGAGCUGCUCCACAUGGAGAAGACGGCAAUGCCCGACGAUACCCUACACCGAGAGGAUCUGAAGAGGCUCGGCAUUGAUGAGUACAACACGGCGAAGCCCAGCAACUUGUUGCGGCAGAUUGGGCUCUACCUCAAGGUUGACGAAGACUGGAAGCAGCAACGCCGUCAAAGCUUCCACGAGGAUUUAGAGGAAGGCGAGAUUCGGUCGUGAUCGUCGUUGCUAGCAAGGUCCUAUAACAAGUGAUGCUGUUGCUGAUGGCUUGAUGCCUCACACAAAACUUGUAGCUCUCUUUUGUAGAUUGUAUGUGUGCUGAACAUGAUUGGAUAUACGAAAGUACAUGAUCAAUUACACUGAGUAUCAAUUAAA